CGACAGGAGAUCUCGAAUAGAGAACCGGCCAAUCAUCAGCCUCAGCAGUCAGCAGAAGUCCUGAAGUAGACACUUCCCUUAUUGCUCUUCUUAAUUUUCCUUUCUAAAACCCUAAUAAAUUUCACCAAUUUCACAUCCUCAUUCCAAUUUUCCUUCCAAUUAAAGAAAUUGUGAUUCGAUUCCUAGGGUUCUCUUUGUUAGGUAUUUUCUUGAAUUAUUAAAAGCAACCAGUAGGGGGAAUCGUCGCGUGGCAAAAUGUUGGGUGGUUUGUACGGUGACCUCCCUCCCCCCUCGUCGGCGGAGGAGGAUAAAUCCGCUACCAACUCGUCCACGGUCUGGUCGAGCAGCACCUUGAUGGCGCCGCCAACCCUCCGCAAACCUUCCGUAGCGUUGGCGACGCCGCAAACCAUCCUAAAGUCCCAAAACAAGACGAAAGGCCAAAACUCUGCAUCCAAAAACAUAACGUCCCCAGCAGUGGCGCCGGUUCCCACUGUGCUGCCGGAAGAGCCUGCGCAACCGGCGCUCGUGGGGGUUACUUCUGUGGUAAUUGAGGAGUAUGAUCCAGCGAGGCCGAAUGAUUAUGAAGAGUAUAGGAGAGAGAAGAAGAGGAAAGCAUUGGAGGCCGAGAGAAUGAGGGAACUUGAGAGGAGGAGGCAAGAGGAGGAGGAGAGAGAAAGGAGGGAGAGGGAAGAGAGGGACAGGGAAAGAGAGAGGGACAGAAAUAUUUCAGGGGAAGAAGCUUGGAGGAGGCGCGCAGCGAUGAGUGGUGCUGUCCCAAGGUCGCCAUCACCCCCAAGUAACGGUGAGAGAUUUACUAUUGGGAAGUCGGAAACUGGUGGAUUGGGGGUUGGUGCAGGUGGACAAAUGACUGCUGCGCAAAGGAUGAUGGCAAAGAUGGGUUGGAAGGAGGGACAAGGUCUUGGGAAACAGGAGCAGGGGAUCACAACACCAUUGAUGGCAAAGAAGACUGAUCGUAGAGCUGGAGUGAUUGUGAAUGCUAGUGAGACAAAACCAGAGAAGAAGGUGAAGAGUGUGAAUUUCAAUGGACCACCUACUCGGGUUUUGAUGCUCAGGAACAUGGUGGGUCCUGGUGAGGUAGAUGAUGAGCUAGAAGAGGAGGUUGGAUCCGAGUGCUCGAAGUAUGGGACGGUUACUCGGGUUCUCAUAUUUGAGAUAACAGAGCCAAACUUCCCCCGUGAUGAGGCAGUCAGAAUAUUUGUACAGUUUGAGAGAUCAGAAGAAACAACAAAAGCAUUGAUCGAUCUCGAUGGUCGGUACUUUGGAGGUAAUGUGGUUCGUGCAACCUUCUAUGACGAGGAAAGGUUCAGUAAGAACGAAUUGGCUCCCAUGCCUGGUGAAAUCCCAGGUUUUUGACAGAUGCUUCAAUUCAAUAGCUUGCCAAAUUUUCUUUACUUGGGAUAAACUGAAACUUGGAAUGGACUCUUGUUUGGGUUCCCAGUUUAUCAAUGGGGAGAAGUAAACUGUGUUGUAAGUAAUUUAGGUUGGAGUUAAAAUUGUGCUUCUAACGAAAUUAACCAUUACUUUAAUGGUGAAUUGUUACUAUUUUAUGAACAAGAGAACAGCUUUUGCCCACCCUCUGCUCAUGAAUCAUGAAUUCCUUUUAUGGAUUCUUUAAGGGUAAAUUAUUAUCAA
This is a messenger RNA of Hevea brasiliensis (rubber tree), 1653 nucleotides long. Its product is annotated as DNA-damage-repair/toleration protein DRT111, chloroplastic. Gene Ontology annotation, biological process: mRNA cis splicing, via spliceosome. The record is from RefSeq and is a predicted model, not a curated record. The coding region runs from base 256 to 1374 and encodes 372 amino acids. Gene Ontology annotation, molecular function: RNA binding. Gene Ontology annotation, cellular component: precatalytic spliceosome. NCBI's taxonomy places the organism in Eukaryota, Viridiplantae, Streptophyta, Magnoliopsida, Malpighiales, Euphorbiaceae. The transcript is spliced from 2 exons.